AUGGUCGAGGCCGUUGGUUCAUCUCAUCAAGCAAGCUCCUACCGUUAUGACCUUGCUCUAGAUGAAUCCGCACGGGCAUACCGCACCACUGCGUUACGUCAAGUCAAUGGGAACCACAGACCUCUGACCCGGAAGAAUCGCCAGGCCAAUCAUUCUGGCAAUCGGUCCUCGACAUUAGCAUCUCAGCCAGUUCUGGUUCGGGCCUAUACUGGAAGUACUGAUGAUACUGGAGAAACAUCCAAUAUGCCUUUACGGCGGUCCUUUCUAUUUUCAGUUCGAUCUGAAGCGCCAAAGCGUGGCCCAAACCUUCCCUCGGAAGAGGAUUUUAGUAUCGACGGCAUUUUGCGAGCCAUCGAACCUGAAAUUCGAACCACUUUGGAUGCGAUUGGCGAAAUAUGCGGCCGUAGCAAACUCAGUUUGGCCAACGAGUAUGGAAGUCAUAUUGCGCCCUUGGGAGAGAUUCGGGCUCCUCCUGGCGGUCUCUUGACUGUCGAGGAAGCCAGCUCGGACCAUGAAAGACAACCUGAUGAUGCUGUAAUCAUCUUUGACGAUGACAGUAACAGUGUUGUAGGUGUGCGGGAUUACACCACUGUGCCUCAAUAUCGUUACUUAGAACAGACUGGACCAUCUACAGUCACAUCUUCUACAAUGGUGUAUCAAUCAUUCGUGCCGUUCUCCGUUGCAGAGGGCUUGUCAGUACUCGCGCAACCUGACACUCCGCGAUCGCUCCUUGCUGCCAACCUCGAUAAUAUUCCCUCAGAUCCCGUUGCAGAUUCAUUGCCUGCGACUAGAGAAUUUAUGUCGAAGCCGAACUCAAACGGCCGGACAUUGCUCGGAAGGCAGAACGAACCCGUCACAGAGGACCAGAUCAAGAGUAUCCUGACACCUGCGCUUGUGUCGGAGAUCCUCCUCGACGCACAAGCCAACGGCCAUUCAUUGCACUCCCUUCCUUCUGACCCUCACCAAGGCCGGCUGUCCGCAGGAGAGCACGGUGAUACCACGACAAGGGAUCGUGGACAGUCAGAUAAGCCGUCUGUGCUGACAGAUGUGCAAGCGCUGUUCAACUGGCUUAGGAGUGCUUCUCAUGACGGUCAACCUCGAUCCGCUGAAAAGCUGCUGCGUGCCAUGCUUGAGAGACAAAAUGGACAGCAUCCGUCAACGAACACAGGCUAG
This is a messenger RNA of Aspergillus thermomutatus, 1173 nucleotides long. RefSeq lists its product as uncharacterized. Bases 1 to 1173 code for a protein of 390 amino acids. Lineage: Eukaryota; Fungi; Ascomycota; Eurotiomycetes; Eurotiales; Aspergillaceae. The record is from RefSeq and is a predicted model, not a curated record. The transcript has a single exon.